This is a messenger RNA of Trichoderma asperellum CBS 433.97, 477 nucleotides long. The record is from RefSeq and is a predicted model, not a curated record. NCBI's taxonomy places the organism in Eukaryota, Fungi, Ascomycota, Sordariomycetes, Hypocreales, Hypocreaceae.
AUGACAGCCCUAAGCCUAGCUCUGUGUGGCUUUCUGCCAGAUGAUCUUCUAGCUUCAGAGGGAAAGGGCGAAUGGACAUUUGCCUUGGCACGCGGGAUGGGCAGCAAGCAGAAUGAACCUGUUGCGGAUGUACAGUACAAGGCCAUUGGCACUCCCGCUAGCACCCAGCAGCAGGGUGUAUCCGGGCUCGCGGUUGGUGGCUUUUUCCCAAACGGUCGUCCUCCAUGCCCAGCGUCGCACGUAUACAGUAGAGUGGCUCAAAUCUAUCCCGUCUCUACGGAGCACGCUCCAUCAAUCAUGCUUCGUGCUGCUGUUGCUACGGAGCACAGUUCCCGACAAAUUGGUUACCCGCUCUUGGCCCUGACAAUCAUGGCAGCUCCGGCUUAUAAGCGGCGUCGAGCGAAGAAUGCCCCCUUUCCAGCGUCUAGACUCCAAGAAGAGGCUCUCAGCUCGCGAAGAGGACGCCAGGCGCAGUAG